UGUGUGUUACAGAACAAAGGCCUGCAGGCGUCCCCUAAACCUCCAGAGAGCUGCUGUAAUGGAGCGCCGCCUCGUUGAGCGACACGAAGCAGGCGGAGGUUAAAACAGGCUGUUCAGGAUGUGGAACAAUCAUCAAACUGCUGCUUCCACGCAUCGAGCCGCAGGCGAACCGAGCCGACGCGCCGGCAUCAUUCAUUCCUCACGGGAUUAUGGUAAUAACAGGCUGCCGGGCCCUGCUGGUGGGCGGGCCGGUCCGCGGACCCUUAUCAGUGUGUUGCAGUGGCCCAUUCUUCACCUUGAUUCGCAGCUCAGCGACUAUAUCACCAAAACCAGAACGAGGACGCUUCCAAAGGCACGAACGAUCCCAUCGGCGUUCUGCAGGACCGCCCAUGUUAUCAGGAACGAUCGGAAAUGAGCUCUUAUCUUCACGCUCGGCGUCUCCCUCCAGAUUCUGCAGAAGACGACCCAAGAGCGGCGCUCGCAGGUGAGGGGCGGCGGGCUUCUGCGGCGCUGCAGGUGUGACGCACCCGCCGUCAGCUCAUCAGAUAAGAACGCUGCUCUGCGGCGCCGUCAGAGCUGCUGGUGACCUUCAGGCUGGAGAGCAGAACCAGCUUCCUGAAUGGUUCUCAGAUCAGAGACGGGCUGCAGGAUGGGCUGAAGCUGUCCGGUUUCCAAGGAGACGGCAUGCGGAGGGGUGGUUAACCCGCCCCGUCUUCUCAUUCCUCAGAUGCUCGGAGCAGGUAAGGCUGCAGGUUCUUCUUCUUCUUUCAGAUGUUUGGAUCCAUCAGGAGGGGAUUCUGUCCACAGGAAUAACUUCAGUCCAAGUUUCUGCUCUCAGAGGGACGCUGCUGCUUUAAAAACACCUCAUUAAGUGUCAAUGAUCACCGAUUGAGCUGCAGAGUAACUAAAGCAGGCAGCCGUCCAGCUCCAUCAGCAGCCUCAGCUGUGUGUCCGUCACGCUCCCACGCUCACUCCAAUUCUCAUUUCUCCUCUGGUUGCAGCCCGCUGGAGCCUGUGCUGAGGAAUUAUCUGCUGUCGGCCGGAACGUCCCCCCCCCCUCGCGACUCAGCCAUGCUGUCCGGCGCUGUUCAGAUCCUGGCGUUCGCCCUGGCGCUGCUGGGUGUCCUGGGCGCCACCGUGGCCACGCUGCUGCCCAACUGGAAGGUGAGCAUCAGCGUGUGGACCAGCAUCAUGACCCCCAUCUCGCAGAUGCAGGGUCUGUGGAUGGACUGCGUGUGGUACAGCUCCGGUGUCUUCAGCUGCACCAUGAAGAACUCCGUGCUGUCGCUGCCGCCGUCGCUGCAGAUGAUGCGGGCCGGCAUGGUGCUGUCCUGCAUGGUGGCCGCGUUCGGACUCUGCCUCGCCUCCCUGGGGCUUAAAUGCACUCGGUGGGGGGGUAGCCACCGAGCGAAGGGGCACACGGCCAUCGCUGCGGGGGGCUGCUUCGUCCUGGCCAGCUUCCUCUGUCUGGUUCCGGCGUCGAUGUUCACCAACGAGGUCAUCACCGCCUUCCUGACCACGGAUCUGCCGGACAGCAGUAAAUACCAGCCCGGCGGAGCUCUGUGCGUCACCUUCAUCUCCGCUGGAUUCCUGCUGGCUGGAGGGGUGAUAUUCUGCCUGUCCUGUCCAGGAAGGAGCUCCGGGCGACCGGAGAACGUCUCCUCGCCUGGCCCAAACGGCCCGAUGGUGAAAAGCGAGGAGCAGAACAGGCGGGAGGCGAAAGUGGAGAACAAGGAACCCAAAAAGAAGAAAAACAAAAGCGUCCAGCUGCAGACGGAAGACGUGAGGCCAGGGAAAGCAGAACCGGUCCAGGAGCAGAGGAUCUUCUGCUCUCCUUCCAGACUCCCUCAGAAAGACCUCAAGGACAACUACAGCCUCCAGGAGUACGUGUAACGCUGAUGCCUGGGAGGAAAUGUAGACUUUGAAUUGAGGCGUUCAGGCACCCUGAACUGGGGGAGGUGUGUGCAGAGAGGGGGGGUAAUUACUAAAUGUUGUAAAUGACAGAUUGUAGAUUCAGCUGAAUGCCUUAGAAGCAGAGAGCAGCAAAUGAACCUCUGAGGCACAAAAAAAAAAAAAAUCCUGACUGACCGACUGCAGCUUCACUCAAACCAAAGCUCUGAAACAAAACAGAACCUGAAGAGGAAAACAUUUCAGCUCAGACUGAAA
Cyprinodon tularosa is the source of this 2166-nucleotide messenger RNA. Its product is annotated as claudin-20-like. Gene Ontology annotation, cellular component: bicellular tight junction; plasma membrane. The record is from RefSeq and is a predicted model, not a curated record. The transcript has 2 exons. NCBI's taxonomy places the organism in Eukaryota, Metazoa, Chordata, Actinopteri, Cyprinodontiformes, Cyprinodontidae. Gene Ontology annotation, biological process: bicellular tight junction assembly; cell adhesion. The coding region runs from base 1072 to 1893 and encodes 273 amino acids. Gene Ontology annotation, molecular function: structural molecule activity.